Messenger RNA from Lotus japonicus, 3723 nucleotides. RefSeq lists its product as uncharacterized. The transcript has 3 exons. Gene Ontology annotation, molecular function: nucleic acid binding; zinc ion binding. The record is from RefSeq and is a predicted model, not a curated record. Lineage: Eukaryota; Viridiplantae; Streptophyta; Magnoliopsida; Fabales; Fabaceae. Gene Ontology annotation, biological process: DNA integration. Bases 304 to 3723 code for a protein of 1139 amino acids.
GUGACGUCCGAGAAAUCGGGGCGUUACAUUGUGGUAUCAGAGCUCCGGUUGAGAAACCAGAGCACUAAGGGUUUUGGGCUUACGAGUUUCCGAACUCGUGGUGUUUUGUUUGAUAAAUGUGUUUUCAAAACUUCGCGGUGAGAUUGGGUAGACUUGUUUGCUAAGAUGUUUGAAGUGUGAUCUUAUUUGGAGUGGAGUAUCAAUGCCAUGAUGCUUUGGUUGAAAGUUUUUACUGUUAGAUGAUCUCUCUGACUGAGGAACUGACGUUUGGUUGUGGUUUUAUCAACAAGCAGGUUUGACAUCAUGCCUCCUAGACAGGACCCAACUAACGCUCAGCUCGCUCAGGCCAUGGCUCAAUUGGCCCAAGUGGUGGCUCAGCAGGCCAAUGCUAGUGUUACGAUGGCCGCUGCCCAAGCUCAGAGAGAGGCUGAAGAACAUGCCAGAAGGGCGCAGAGGUUGGAACGGGAGCUGAACCAGGAUCAGGUCAGGAUGAGAACUGAUUUCAAUCGGCAGAACCCGCCAAAGUUUGAAGGGGAAGUUGAACCCGAGAAAGCGGAUCUUUGGAUCCAAGAGCUGGAAAAGAUUUUUGAAGCUUUGCACACAACUGAUGGAGAGAAGGUGAAUCUCGCUACCUUCAUGCUGAAAGGGGAUGCAGAGUACUGGUGGAGGAGCACCAGGCUGUUGAUGACGACUAACCAGGUGGCUAUUACCUGGGAUUCAUUCAAAACAGCUUUUCUGAACAAGUACUUUCCAGAGACUGCAAGAGAUGAUAUGGAGAACCGUUUCCUCAGACUGAAACAAGGAAGCAUGACUGUUGGGGAAUAUGCAGCCAAGCUGGAGAGUCUGUCGAAGUACUUUCGCUUCUUCCGAGAACAAGUUGAUGAAGGGUAUCUCUGCAACCGUUUCAUGAUUGGUUUGAGGGAUGAAAUUGAGGAGUCCGUCAGACCUUUGGGAGUCAGAGUCUUUCAACAACUGGUUGAGAAGUCUCGCGAGGUUGAGGUCAUGAAGAAUCGUCGAGGGAACCGACAGGAAAGUGGAGGGCCAAUCAGGUCUGGUCAGAAACAAGCUGGGAAGACUGAAAAGGGUAGGGCUGGUCAGAAGAAGCCUUAUCAGAAUGCAACUGGUAGGACAUCAUCUACCAAAGUCGGAGCAAAAACUCCGAGAGAAGAUGUUACUUGUUUCAAGUGUAAUGAGAAAGGGCACUAUGCCAAUGAAUGUGGGAAAGAGAUUACUUGCUGGAAGUGCCAGAAGACGGGGCACAUCUCGACAAACUGUCCUGAUGCGCCAAAAGCUGAACCUGUGUUGAAUACGGCAAGGGGGAGACGUCCAGUUGCUAAGGGACGUGUCUUUGCUGUUACUGGCAAGCAAGCUGAGGGUGUUGAAGAUCUUAUUCAGGGUACGUGUACUAUUGCUGGUAUCUCCUUGAUGGUUUUGUUUGAUUCGGGUGCUACGCACUCGUUUAUAUCUGAUGAGUGUGCGAAGAAAAUAGGGUUGCUAACCUCAGAGUUACUUUUCGAUAUGGUGGUGACAACCCCUGCUGCCGAUCGCUUAGUUACUCGCACGGCAUGCUUGAAAUGUCCGUUGGUUUACGAGGAUCGGAAGUUCCUUGCAAACCUUAUAUGUUUAGGGCUUAAAGAGCUCGAUGUGAUUCUGGGGAUGGACUGGUUGGCGCAAUAUCAUGUUCUUUUGGAUUGUGCUAACAAGGCCGUGGUAUUUCCGGAUUCAGGCGUUACGGAUUAUUUGAAUUCGUACCAUUUGAAGAAGGGUUCACCGGCGUUCGUGAACUCUAUCGUGGCGGAAGCAAGAAACGAUAGUGAUGUACGGAACAUCUCGAUAGUGCAAGACUAUGUGGAUGUUUUUCCGGAGGAUGUGCCCGGAUUGCCACCAGUAAGGGAGACGGAGUUCUCCAUUGACAUCAUGCCCGACACGGGACCGAUAUCGAUGGCGCCGUAUCGGAUGGCACCAGCGGAAUUGAUGGAAUUGGCAAAACAGUUGGAUGAUCUCUCUUCAAAGGGAUUUAUUCGACCGAGUGUGUCUCCUUGGGGAGCGCCAGUGUUGUUGGUAAAGAAGAAGGACGGGAGGUCCAGGUUGUGUGUAGAUUACCGACAACUAAACAAGGUGACAGUGAAGAAUCGUUAUCCGAUGCCUCGGAUAAACGACUUGAUGGACCAACUUCGGGGAGCAGUUGUUUUCUCGAAGAUUGAUCUGAAAUCAGGGUAUCACCAGAUUCGGGUGAAGGAGGCUGACAUUCAGAAGACGGCAUUCAGAACUCGAUAUGGACAUUAUGAAUAUCUCGUGAUGCCAUUUGGAGUUACUAAUGCACCCGCAGUUUUUAUGGACUACAUGAACCGUGUGUUCAGGCCAUUCUUGGACAAGUUCGUGGUGGUGUUCAUAGACGAUAUUCUAAUUUACUCGAAGAGUAAGGAGGAACAUGAGGAGCAUUUACGUCAAGUGCUAGAGGUGUUGCGGAAGAAGGAACUCUAUGCUAAUGGAGGAAAGUGUGAGUUCUGGAUGGAGGAAGUGAAGUUCCUUGGUCAUGUCAUAUCUAGCAAAGGUGUGGCAGUGGACCCCAGCAAAAUUGAAUCAGUUUUGGCAUGGGAACAACCGAAGACAGCAAGUGAUAUCAGAAGUUUUGUUGGGCUUGCUGGCUACUAUCGGCGUUUCGUGAAGGAUUACGCCAAGUUGACUGCACCGUUGACUCAUUUGACAAAGAAGGAUCAACCGUUUGCGUGGACGGAGAAGUGUGAGGCUAGCUUCCAAGAAAUGAAGAAGCGGUUGACCACCGCACCUGUAGAGAGGUUGGCGAAGAUAUACAUUGCUGAGAUUGUACGCUUGCACGGUGUGCCAUCUAGCAUUGUGUCGGACAGAGACCCGAGGUUUACCUCGCGUUUCUGGGAAGCUUUGCAGCGGGCUUUGGGAACCAGGUUGAAAUUGAGUUCCGCUUAUCAUCCACAGACGGAUGGGCAAACCGAGAGGACCAUCCAAUCCUUGGAGGAUUUGCUAAGAGCUUGUGUACUGGAUCACAAAGGCAGCUGGGAUGAGAUGUUGCCAUUGAUCGAGUUCACUUACAACAACAGUUUUCAUGCAAGUAUAGGGAUGGCGCCUUAUGAAGCGUUGUAUGGUCGGAGGUGCCGAAAAAUGGCUCAUCUCACUGAAGAAGACCUCCUCCGCUUUCGCCGUGAACAACAAGCUGCUCGUGAAAAAAGGAACCCCUCAAAAUCUAUCGCCGACCAAGAUACCAGCGAUUCUGGCACUGAAGUUGGCCGCCCUACCAAGAAAAAGAAGAAGAAUGAAGAACCUACCUCUCAGAAAAACAAAGCUUCUAACCAGACCUCUUUGGAACGAUUCAUGAACAAAAAUGACUCUUCCGGGGCGAACAAAGGCUGUUCAUCAAGCGCUCAGCCUAUUUGCUGGAAGAACUUGUUUAAGGAGUUUGAAGAACUAACCUCCACUGAAGUAACUUCACUUUGGGAUUCAAAGAUAGAUUUCAACUCUUUGGUGGAGACGAACCUGGUGUUUGAGGCUGAUCGUGAGAAAAUGAGGAAGAUGGGUUUGAAAGAAGCUUGUCAAGCUAUGAUGACCAAGGGUUUGGAGAUUGCUGCAGUCGCCAAGAUGAUUGACUUAGAAUCCAACGGAUUCGAUGGCCUCACCAACGCCAAACUUGUUGAAGAAAAAGAAAAAGAAAUGGGGAAGUUGAAAGCAACGUUGAAGUUGUUAGAUUAA